This is a messenger RNA of Musa acuminata AAA Group (dessert banana), 1473 nucleotides long. RefSeq lists its product as uncharacterized. The coding region runs from base 124 to 1221 and encodes 365 amino acids. Lineage: Eukaryota; Viridiplantae; Streptophyta; Magnoliopsida; Zingiberales; Musaceae. The record is from RefSeq and is a predicted model, not a curated record. The transcript is spliced from 2 exons.
AUCUGGUUCGUCCUCAUUCUGGACCGGACCGGCCCAAACACGAACCGUGUUCAUAUAAGUAAAUGGAGACCCGGGAGUGGUUGAAGGCCAAACCUGUCUCUCUUCGCUGUUUAAUGGUAUGAGAUGGUGGCCUCCGCCUUGGUCACCGAUGUCGCCUGCCCUCCGGCGUUCUCCGCCUUCUGCCGCCUCGGCCCCAGGAUCUCCCUCGGAAGCGACCUAAUCGCUGCCGCUGAUGACGACAAGGCUGAUGAACCGGGCAGGGAGGGACCUGACGGGGAUGAAUCUGGUGGCGACUUCGUCGACUUCGAGUUCCGACUGCAUGAUCCCGUUGCCAUGCUCCCCGCCGACGAGCUGUUUGUCGAUGGGAAGCUGGUGCCUCUCCAAAUGGCGGUGGCGAAGCCGGUGGCGUUGCGUUCCGCUGCCGAGAUCCCCUCGCCGGAGCGAGCGAAGACGCUGCGAAUGGCCGAGGAUUCCGGAUCGGACCCCUACGCCUUCUCUCCCCGAGCGCCGAGCUGCACCAGCCGGUGGCGGGAGCUGCUCGGCCUCAAGAGAGCGGCGACGCCGAAGCCCGAUCCGGUGAAGGUUUCUCCUGCCCUCGCCGCCGCCAAAUCCAAGAACCCUAACCCUGACGCCAGGUCCCUUAAGCAUUUGUUUCACCGGAAUCUCAAAAUGUCCCCGCUCGAGGCGUCGCUAAGCCUUCCUCUUCUCCACAACACCAAGUCGGACUCCGUUUCGAUCUCCUCCCGCGGCCCUGACCACGAGGACCCCCCCCGGCUCUCUCUUGACUCGGACAAACCCAGCCACCACAUCCCGACGGUCCGGUUGGUCCGGCCACUUCCGGCUGUGGCGGAACCAGGCCGGAGCCGGAUCAGACGGACAGCGUCGUCGGAGAUAACGCCGCCGCCGAUUGUGCCGGUGGACAGUCCUAGGAUGAACCCGUCGGGGAAGGUUGUGUUCCACGGGCUGGAGCGGAGCUCAAGCAGCCCGGGGAGCUUCACGGGCGGUCCGAGGCCGCGGGCGCGGGGGAUGGAGCGGUCCUACUCCGCCACCGUCGUCCGGGUGACCCCGGUGCUCAACGUCCCGGUCUGCUCCCUCCGCGGCUCGGGAAGGGCCUGCCCGGCCUUCGGGUUCGGCCAGCUGUUCUCGCCGCAGAAGCAGGAGAAGCCUGUCCGGGGCUCGUCUGCGACUCGCAGCGAGAAAACCACGAACCAGAGGGAUUAGUCGGUUCUCUGUUCCAUUUUUUCCCUCCAAAACCUUUGUGGGGUUGGGGGAUGUGCUCCUGUCAGCGCAACCGUCCUCUUUGAGCUAUCGUGCGCCGGAACACGGGUUUAACGAAAUGGUUGGUGGCGCCGUCCUCCGCCGCCGUACGCUUGUGUGUACCCCCUUGUGAUGUGCGCUGCCUUCCAAGCCACACUGCCAUGGAUGACUCUAAAAUGUUCUACAAUUCGAUGAUGAUUUAUACGAUUAUUUUUA